Messenger RNA from Pantherophis guttatus, 1018 nucleotides. RefSeq names its product SIVA1 apoptosis inducing factor (gene SIVA1). The record is from RefSeq and is a predicted model, not a curated record. Gene Ontology annotation, molecular function: CD27 receptor binding. NCBI's taxonomy places the organism in Eukaryota, Metazoa, Chordata, Lepidosauria, Squamata, Colubridae. Gene Ontology annotation, biological process: extrinsic apoptotic signaling pathway.
AAAAGGCGCGGGUGACCAAGCAGGCGGGCCGUGCAGCGGAUUCCUCCCGGGAAAGGCGUCUUGUUUACGCCUUUUGCCGCGCAGAAAAGGCAGCGCUCGAUUGGCGCGUUAAUUGUUCCAGCUCAGCCGGAGCUGCGGGCUGCCCCGUGCCACGGUCGGCGUGUUAGUCGUGGGGAAGAGAUGCCGAAGCGGUCCUGCCCGUUCGCGGACUCGUCCCCGGUGCAGCUGAAGACGCGCGUGCGGCUGAAGGAGCUGAGCCAGGGCGUCAUGGGCGAGAGGUACCGGCGCGAGAUCUUCGAGAAAACCAAACAACUACUCUUCAAAGGGGCUCAAACAUACAUGAACAAUACUUGCAAUGCAAGUGCAGUGGGAACAUAUCUAAUUGCACAAUAUCCAGAAUCAUGUAUAGACAAAUCAGAAAUUUGUUCCUGGCACAGAUGUAAUGGACAAAUGUUAAUUGGGCAGGAUGGAAAACUUCGACAACCCUGUGCAAGUGAAAUGGAUCAGAGGAUGUUGGAGAUCAAAUCUUUUGCAGUGGCUGCUCAAUGUACAAAUAAUAAACAGCUGUUUUUAGGAAAUGGUUGUCAUUUGUGUUGUAAAGAAAGUAUUGCUUUUAAAUAAUUAGGUUUUUGAGAUACUGGAGUGCCUUUUUCUAAAUAUUGUAUAUUCUGUAAUUGUAGUUUAAUAUAAUAAAUAUUUUCUAUUUUGAUAAGACCUGAUUUUUGUGUUGCUUGAUAAAAUAUGGAUCUUAUAUUCCUUGUAGAGAAUAUAGAAGGGAUUCUUAGUAUUUCCAGACAAGCAGUCAGAUUUGUCUUGGAGACCUAGUGGAGUACAUAUGUUGCAUCAGCAGGGGGUUAGGAGUUGGAGAGUGUUCAAAUAUCUAAGUGAGUAAGCAGGGUGCGUUUACUUGAACAUAACGUGACAUAUUGUUUUUGCAGUAUCCAAUAAAAGAAAAUAGUUUAUAGAUUUGAUUUCUAAUUGAAAAUCACUAUCCUAAUCUUAAAAUAAUUCUUCUCUU